GGACCUCGUUGUUCUGAAGAUUCUCAAACUAUCUGAAAACCGGAGCUCUCUCCGCUCUGAGCAUGUGGUCUUUGUUUUUAAGUUCGUGUGGCUGAAUCCGUUCAGCUGUCAGUGUGAGGCAGCAGCACUGGAGUCAGUCCACUCUGAAUGUGCCACUCGGUACAGACGGGCGAUUCCUCAUCUCUCUUUCUCUCUUCAGUUCAGGAUGGCAAAAUAACACGGCGAAGGCGGAGAUAUCGGCAUCUUGCGUGUAUGGGAGCCUGUCAUCGCAGACAAGUUUAGUUUCCACUAGAGUUCAACACUCUAGAAACACGCUUUGCGAGUGCGUAUUGGGAAAUGAAAGUGAAGCGAUCGGAGAUGUGGGGAGCCGCUGUCCUGCUGCUGUUGACCGGCUGCGCGCGCGCGAGUGUGCCCGAGGAGCCCGCGGACAGAGCGGCUCCAUCUGACGGCUAUUGCAGCUGGAUAACGCGGGCUCAGCCUCACGGAGCCGGAGGCAGGAGGGAGGGCUUUAGUGAGUUCAGGCUGCGAGUGGAAGGAGACCCGGAGCAUUACCAACCCGGCAGCACUUACCGAGUAUCCCUGUAUGCGACCAAUCCUGCAUACUUCAGGGGCUUUACUCUCAUCGCUCUGAAGGAAGGGCGAAAUGGUGACCAAGAGGAAGAUUAUGCUGGAAAUUUCCAGAUAAUUGAUGAGGAAGACACACAGUUUAUGACAAACUGCCCCCCAGCAGUGACAGAGAGCACCCCACGCAGAAGGACGAGGAUACAGGUGUUUUGGACGGCGCCCCCAUCAGGCAGUGGCUGUGUACUGUUGAAAGCUAGUAUUGUUCAGAGGAAGAUCAUCUCAUUCCAGGAUGAAGGCUCGCUUACAAAGCGGAUGUGUGAGAGAGAGCCACUUUAUGGGGAAACCACAGACAAACCCCUGCUGGACUGCUGUGCUUGUGGAACUGCCAAAUACAGAGUCACCUUCUACGGGAACUGGUCAGAGAAAUUGCACCCAAAAGACUACCCAAGGAGAGCCAAUCACUGGUCUGCCCUCAUUGGAGCUUCCCAUUCAAAGAACUAUAUUUUGUGGGAAUAUGGAGGUUAUGCCAGUGAAGGCGUCAAACAGGUUGCUGAACUGGGCUCACCAGUCAAGAUGGAGGAGGAGAUUCGUCAGAAGGGUGAUGAGGUCUUGACCGUCAUAAAGAUGAAGGCCCAAUGGCCGGCCUGGCAGCCCCUCAAUGUUCGAGCUGCUCCUUCAGCGGAGUUCUCAGUGGACCGCACGCGGCACCUGAUGUCCUUUCUGACCAUGCUGGGUCCCAGUCCUGACUGGAACGUGGGUCUGUCAUCAGAGGACCUCUGCACCAGAGAGUGUGGCUGGGUCCAGAAGGUGGUUCAGGACCUCAUUCCAUGGGAUGCGGGGACAGACAGCGGGGUCACUUAUGAGUCUCCCAACAAGCCUACAGCACCUCAGGAGAAAAUUCGUCCCCUCACGAGUUUAGACCAUCCACAGAGCCCUUUCUAUGACCCAGAGGGUGGCGCGAUCACUCCCGUGGCCAGAGUUGUCGUAGAGAGAAUUGCUCGCAAGGGUGAGCAGUGCAACAUUGUGCCUGAUAAUGUGGACGACAUUGUGGCUGACAUUGCCCAGGAGGAAAAAGAAGAAGAUGAUACUCCAGAGACAUGUAUCUACUCCAACUGGUCUCCGUGGUCUGCGUGCAGCUCCUCGACGUGUGAGAAGGGGAAGAGGAUGAGGCAGAGGAUGCUGAAGGCACAGCUGGAUCUCAGCGUGCCCUGUCCACAUACUCAAGACUUUGAGCCCUGCAUGGGACCCGGCUGCAGUGAUGAGGAUGCUUCCACGUGCAUGAUGUCAGAAUGGAUCACAUGGUCACCGUGCAGUAUGUCAUGCGGUGCAGGCGUGCGUUCUAGGGAACGCUAUGUAAAGCAGUUUCCUGAUGAUGGAUUUGCCUGCACUCAUCCCACUGAAGAGACAGAGCCAUGCACUGUCAACGAGGACUGCUCUCCGAGCAGUUGCUUGGUUACUGAAUGGGGUGAAUGGGAUGCAUGCAGUGCCACCUGUGGGCUUGGCAUGAAAAGACAACGGAUGGUGAAAAUGCCCCCGUCUGACGGCUCCAUUUGUGGGGCUGAGGUGGUGGAAGUGGAGAAGUGUAUGAUGCCAGAAUGCCAUACAAUCCCAUGUUUACUGUCCCUGUGGUCGGACUGGAGCGAUUGCAGUGUGACGUGUGGUAAAGGCACACGGACUCGUCAGCGUAUGCUCAAAUCACCUGCAGAGUUGGGAGAAUGCAACGAGGAGUUGGAACAGAUGGAGAAAUGCAUGCUGCCAGAGUGUCCAAUGGAUUGUGUGAUGACAGAGUGGUCGGAGUGGUCAGAGUGCAGUAAAUCCUGUGGAAAGGGUCACUUGAUCCAUGCCCGCAUGAUCACUCUGGAGCCUCAGUUUGGUGGGGAUCCGUGCCUGAGACCACACAGAAAAACGUGCAAGAUCAAGAAGUGUAAUCAAGGAGGUAUGAACAGUGACGAGAGGAAGAGGCGCAAGGAAGACCGUAAGAAGAGGAGAAACAAACAAGGGAGGGAGGAGAGUGCCGAUGAGCUUGCAGGAUGCAAAAUGAAGCCAUGGUCUGCAUGGACUGACUGCACCAAGCUGUGUGGUGGAGGAAUCCAGGAGCGUUUAAUGACUGCCAAGAAGAGAUAUAAGAAUCCACAACUAACUAGCUGUAAAGACCGAAAGGAGAUACGGGCCUGCAAUGUCCAUCCCUGCUAGGGCUGUACUUGAAUGGGCUUGUGUGAUGGGACCCAAUCUAGAUUAUGAACAGACUGUGACACACUGUUUUGCAGUAUAUUUAAUGCACUCUGUUUGGGAUUGAAAAGCUGCAACAGGUAGUCUGUUAUUUUU
Puntigrus tetrazona (Sumatra barb) is the source of this 2889-nucleotide messenger RNA. RefSeq names its product spondin 1a (gene spon1a). Gene Ontology annotation, cellular component: extracellular matrix. Gene Ontology annotation, biological process: cell adhesion. Lineage: Eukaryota; Metazoa; Chordata; Actinopteri; Cypriniformes; Cyprinidae. The record is from RefSeq and is a predicted model, not a curated record.